This is a messenger RNA of Caenorhabditis auriculariae, 237 nucleotides long. Lineage: Eukaryota; Metazoa; Nematoda; Chromadorea; Rhabditida; Rhabditidae. The record is from the annotation of a GenBank genome assembly.
AUGAAAGAAAGAAAGGGACAGUUGCGUGACGGAAAGGACAGUGACUGGACUUUGAGGAAAUGCCGUGGGAAACGCGACACUCUCGGCGGCCCACAAGGCACCCGAAAUGGCAGACGGCGGAUCGGAUGUCGACGUGCAAAUCUCCAGAAGAGCCAGUCGUUUACAAACGAGACUUUCCUUUUUAUUGCGGUUCCCUUCGUUCCCGACUUUUCCUCCGAAAUCUCCGGAGCUCGGUAA